GAAGAGGACGAGUGUUGGCGCGAAUUGUACUUAAGGUGCGGCCAAGAAAGGGAUAACCGGCUUAAGAACAUCACUAAAUUUAUCUCUAAUAAACAGCAGAAAGCAUUGCCCGUAAGACAAACACAAUUCUCGGAGAACGUCAAGACUCCGCGCGAAAUACUCCGCAAACAGGAGCGCUCGGGUAUCAGUCAGUCGUACGGCUCUUCAGGUGGUGGUGGCGGCGGUGGUUCCGGAGGUUAUUCUUCACAAUACGUUAAAAUAGUUCCAGAAAAACCAAAGGUCGCACCACUCAUGAGGAAAGUACUGAAACUACAAAAAGCGCGAAACAGUAGGAGAUAAUGGUUGGGACUCUAAAUCAAUUGCUUUUAAAUCUAUAACAACAACAACACAACCAAAUGUGUCAACAAUUAAUUUACAAUUGGAUAGGAAUUUAUUUUUGUUGUUUUUUAUUAUAAAAAAUGUAUUUUAAUUUUAAAAAUAAAUUAAUAGAAAACGAA
Molecule: messenger RNA, 497 nt
Organism: Medioppia subpectinata
Lineage: Eukaryota; Metazoa; Arthropoda; Arachnida; Sarcoptiformes; Oppiidae
Source: the annotation of a GenBank genome assembly